Homarus americanus (American lobster) is the source of this 2014-nucleotide messenger RNA. RefSeq names its product ras-specific guanine nucleotide-releasing factor RalGPS1-like. Gene Ontology annotation, molecular function: guanyl-nucleotide exchange factor activity. Lineage: Eukaryota; Metazoa; Arthropoda; Malacostraca; Decapoda; Nephropidae. Gene Ontology annotation, biological process: positive regulation of GTPase activity; Ras protein signal transduction. The record is from RefSeq and is a predicted model, not a curated record. Gene Ontology annotation, cellular component: plasma membrane.
UCUUGAUGGUAAUUGAUGGUGUUUUUUCCAGGGUUGGUGGGAAUGUCAUGUCAUCAGCAGCUGUGGGACCAGAGACAACAAUACCAUCACUUUCCUACACGAAGAUGAGGUAUUUGGAGAUGCCGCGAGACGUAUCCUGCGACAGCCUCGCCGCUCUCCGCAUAAAUGAGUUUUAUAGGUAGUCGGCAACUCUACAAUCAACUCCAUUCAAGAAGUUGAUUACGUUUAGGUAUGGAGCCCCUUAAAAAAUUUCAAGCAACAAAAUGGUGCUGAGAAGAAUGCCUGCAUCAUUUGUAUAUUUGCCUCUCUUAAAGUAUAUGGAGAAAAAAGUGUGAUGGACAGCGAUGAUGAAGAGGAGCGCAGCAGUGGUUGUGGGGGUGGGAGGGGUAUGGCAAUGCCAAUGUGUGCACGAGGUACUUCUCCCCCUUCUUCUGUCUACCGCAAGGUAGUCCAAGAGACCAACUACGAUUCACCCGACAGCAUGAAGGCACUAACAAAAGCUGCGUAUAGUUACGGAACUCUCCCCAGAAUUCACAGCCAUAAAUCCGCCAGUUUACCAGCGAGAGGGAAAGAUACAGAUAACCCGCCAGUCUUGGAUCUCUUACGUGUAGUGCCAGAAGAUCUUGCAACACAGAUAACACGCAUGGACUUCCCAGUUUUUAAAUCCAUAACCCCAGAAGAACUGACCUCUUGUGGCUGGACAAAAAAAGACAAAUUAAAAUCUGCUCCAAAUGUUGUCGAGUUUACCCGCAGGUUCAACCAUGUGAGUUUCUGGGUUGUGCGAGAGAUUCUGAAUGCUGGAGGAGUUAAACACCGGGCAGAGAUGAUGGGACACUUCGUCAAGGUCGCCAAGAAGCUCAACGAACUCCAUAACUUUCACUCUCAGUUUGCCAUCAUCAGCGCCUUGCAGUCUGCUCCUAUAUAUAGAUUAAAUAAGACUUGGGCAGCGCUCUCCCGGAAGGACCGUCAGCAUUUUGAUCGGAUGACGGAGCUCUUCAGUGACAAGAACAACUGGGAACAACUUCGUAGUCUUGUCAACAGUCUGAAGCUCCCGAUGAUUCCUUACCUUGGUUUGUUCCUAACGGAUUUAGUGUACAUCGACAUGGCACACCCGCACUUUGGGGGUCUAGAGUCUGAACAACGGCAACUGAAGAUGAACAACAUUCUUCGGGUAUUAGCGGACUACCAGCAAUCAGACUACUCGGCUCUCCCACAUCUGCAGCAUGUUCAGGCUUACUUGGCAUCUGUCAGAUACAUCGAGGAGCUGCAGAAGUUUGUAGAAGAUGAUCACUACAAGUUGUCCCUUCAGCUGGAGCCUAACACCCCCAGCAGCAGUCACAGCGCUAGUAAAGACAGUGUCGCUGAUGCUGCUGGUGGUAUCAGCUCUCUUAAUGUUUCCCCAUCUGCACGCAUGGGUGUAGGAAGACCUCCAGCUCCACCACCCACACAUUCCUGCCCCACUCACGGCCAGCAGGGGAAAUUUGUCCCGACUCACCGCAAAGCUCGCAGUCUAGGAACCAAAUUUCGGAGUAUGAGUCUCCCACGCAAUCUCCAUCGCUCCGAACCCCAGACUCAGGGGGGAGACCGCUUCGGUCAAACAACUCAAAAUUCACAAAUACAGUGGGACGGCUGGACGGCUUGCAGCAGCAUACACAUGUAUUUGAGUCAGAUCAUCUUCAAAGGUUGCUCUGGCACUAGUGAAGGGAUGCGCUGUGACUCUGUGAAUAGCCUGGGUAGUCAUGAGCCAGGUUGUCCGUCAGCUCAGGGAUCACAAGGUUCAAGACACUUGUUAGAUGACUCGGAGUUAGACCCACCACCACCUCCCCACCACGACUGUACGUCUCCACCUUCACACACACUCACACGCACAUGGUCAGGUCUGUCAUCAGACUCGGAUACAGAGGUUGUGUUUGAGGUCAGCGGCGAGGAGUGUGGAGUGCAAGGACCAUUAAGACGUAAAACUGUCAUCAAAGAUGGCCGUCGGCCUGCAGUAGCAGCGUGGCAUAGAUACUGG